This is a messenger RNA of Bipolaris zeicola 26-R-13, 747 nucleotides long. RefSeq lists its product as uncharacterized. NCBI's taxonomy places the organism in Eukaryota, Fungi, Ascomycota, Dothideomycetes, Pleosporales, Pleosporaceae. The transcript has 4 exons. Gene Ontology annotation, molecular function: triose-phosphate isomerase activity. Gene Ontology annotation, cellular component: cytosol. The coding region runs from base 1 to 747 and encodes 248 amino acids. Gene Ontology annotation, biological process: glyceraldehyde-3-phosphate biosynthetic process; glycolytic process; glycerol catabolic process. The record is from RefSeq and is a predicted model, not a curated record.
AUGGGUCGCCAAUUCUUCGUCGGUGGAAACUUCAAGAUGAACGGUACGAUCAAGUCGAUCACCGAAAUCGUCGACAACCUGAACAAGGCCAAGCUCGACGAGAACACUGAGGUUGUCAUUGCACCACCAUCUCUCUACCUCCUCUUGACCCGCGAACACCUCCGCAAGGGAAUCGAGGUUGCAGCACAAAACAUCUUUGACAAGCCCAACGGCGCCUUCACCGGCGAGAUCUCAGUCGAACAGCUCAAAGACAGCGGUAUCACCUGGACUAUCCUGGGUCACUCUGAGCGCCGCCAGAUCCUACAGGAGAACGAUGACUUCGUCGCCAGCAAGACAAAGGCAGCAGUUGACGGUGGUCUGGGUGUAAUUCUGUGCUGUGGUGAGAGUCUGGAGCAGCGUGAGGCGGGUGAAACCGUCAACGUUGUUACCAAGCAGCUCAAGGCCGUUGCCGACAAGGUUAAGGACUGGAGCAAGAUCGUCGUUGCUUACGAGCCUAUCUGGGCUAUUGGUACUGGCAAGGUUGCUACCACUGAGCAAGCCCAGGAAGUCCACGCCGCUCUCCGUGAGUGGCUCAAGAAGGAGGUCUCAGCAGAGGCUUCCGAGAAGACCCGUAUCCUAUACGGCGGAAGUGUCUCGGAGAAGAACUGCAAGGAGCUUGCCAAGCAGCCCGACAUUGACGGUUUCCUUGUUGGCGGUGCCAGCUUGAAGCCUGCGUUUGUUGACAUUAUCAACAGCCACCAGGCAUGA